ACGGAGUCGAAAUCUGAAGAUAUAUAGAUUGAGACUAAAGUGUCUAACCUAUUACUAAAUGUAGCAUUGAGUGUAGAUUAGAAAGUCAUUAACUAUUAGCUCAUCAAAUGACUUCAUCAUUAUCUGUUAUUCAACGUCUGGUGAACAUUUUAUUUGGGUUACUGAUGGUGAUCUAUUCAUUAGAAGCAGAAGAAGUAGUAGCAACAAGAGUAGGAACGGCAGCAACAACAUCGGUAAGUAUUGUUAAUGGUACCAGUAGUAGUAUGAUAGCUAAAGAAGGCUGCCAAGAUAGAUGUGGUAGCGUAAUGAUUCCGUACCCGUUUGGGAUGGGUAAUAGUAAUUGUUACCGUGAUGUUAGAUUUAAGAUCUCAUGCAAUUACUCUAAUAAUGGUCCAGUUGCUCUUUUAAAUGGUGAUAGGUAUCAAGCUUUGCAAAUCACGCUAGAGUAUGUUCGUAUUAAUGUAUUAGCACCUAUACACUGUGGCUAUGGUAGUAAUGUUACCAAUACCUCGUAUAUUGUUAGCGACAUACCAUUCCCCGUUUCCAACACUUCCAAUAAGUUAACAGUACUUGGUUGCAACAUUUUCGGUUCUGUGACAGUCUCCUUGCAAGCUGAUCAAGUUGAUUCAUCAGCUUCCGGACUUGGAGACCGUUUUAAAGGGUGUCCAUCCCGUUGCGACAAGCACACAGCUGUUCCUCCGUCUCAUUGUUCCGGUUAUGGUUGUUGUAAGACAAGAAUUCCGAAUGGACUAACAUCUUACACCGUAAAAACAAGUAGUCUCGCGGUUGACACUCAUGAUUCCACGAGUUAUCCAUGUGUCCGUGCUUUUGUGAUCGACCGUGAGUUUUCUAAGGUUGAGAGGUUACUGUCGUCUAAGAGUGAUUCUUUUGUACCUGUGAUCUUGGAUUGGGCGAUAAAUGACGUCAUGACAUGCAAAGAAGCUCAAACAUAUCGUAGCUCGUACGCAUGUGGCAGAUAUUCUGACUGCCUUGAAUCUCAGAGUGGACCUGGCUAUCACUGCAAAUGUUCAAAAGGCUAUGCAGGAAAUCCAUACCUUCUCGAUGGAUGUCAAGAUAUUGAUGAAUGUAACGAACCAGACAAGUGCGGAAAAGAUGUUAUUUGUAUCAACACGCCGGGAAGCUAUAGAUGUAGUUGUCCACCAGAUAUGAAAUUAGAAAUCUUCGAGCUCGGAAAUUAUUGCACACCUGAUGAACAAAGAUUGUUAGCUGAUCAGAAAAACAAACGAAGACUUCAUAAUAUUGUUGUCAUUGCAUCAUCAGGUAUUGGAGGAAGCAUAAUUGUAAUACUUCUGAUUGCGAUUGGCUAUUGGUUAUACAGAAGAUUUAAGAGGAGAAAGCAAAUUAAACUAAAGCAGAAGCACUUCGAGAGAAAUGGUGGGUUGUUGUUAAAGCAAAAGAUCACUUCAAAUGAUGGUAGAGUUGAAAAGGCAGCUAAAAUAUUCGUAAUUGAAGAACUGAGGAACAUGACAGAUAAUUUCAACCCAAAUAGAAUCAUCGGCUAUGGCGGUCAUGGUACCGUUUAUAAAGGCAUGCUACCAGGUGGAGAAAUAGUUGCCAUAAAGAAAUCUACGAUGGUUGAUGAAACCCAAGUUGAUCAGUUCAUCAACGAAGUCGUUAUUCUUUCGCAAAUAAAUCACAGGAACAUAGUGAAGCUGUUAGGAUGUUGUUUAGAAACUGAGGUUCCUUUGCUGGUUUAUGAGUUUGUCUCUAUCGGAACCCUCUCAUACCAUCUCCAUGUGGCGCAAGAAGAUGGCGAAUCACUGCUGUCAUGGAAGGUUCGUGUAAGAAUCGCAUCUGAGAUUGCAGGAGCACUUGCAUAUUUACAUUCCGACGCUUACAUGCCGAUCUUUCACAGAGAUAUUAAAUCCACCAACAUUCUCCUGGAUGAGAAAUAUAGAGCUAAGGUUGCUGACUUUGGGCUUUCAAGAUCAAUACCCGUAGAUAAAACACACUUAACCACAAUAGUGCAAGGAACCUUCGGUUACUUAGAUCCAGAGUACUUCCAGUCAAGCCAAUUUACAGAUAAGAGUGAUGUUUAUAGCUUUGGCAUAGUUCUUGUGGAGCUAUUAACAGGAGAGAAGGCAAUAUCUAUACUCAGACACCAAGAGGAGAAGAGUUUAGCACUGUAUCUCGUGAAAUCAAUGAAAGGAAAUCGUUUGUUUGAGAUAUUAGAUUCUAGAGUCCUCGAUGAAGCUGACGAAGAUGAUGUUUUGGUUGUGGCUAAACUCGCUAAAAGAUGUUUGAAACUGAAUGGAAAGAAAAGGCCAACCAUGAAGGAAGUAUCACAUUGUUUGAGUGGGUUGCAUGAGAAACUUUCCACAGAAUCCUUGCACAGAAUUACGAAUACAAAGGAUAAUGGUCAUGAAUGAAAGGUGUUGCCAGUCUUAUAUCUGUGUUGUAUCUGUUUUCAUUGAUUGGUCUGUCUAGCAUUGAUGUAUGUGAAUUUAUUUAUAAGUGGAUAUCAAAUACCAUGUAUUCUGAUAACAGAAUAAGUAAUACAAGCUUCUAACCAGGUGCAUACGCGCCGGGCAUUUGUA
Papaver somniferum (opium poppy) is the source of this 2558-nucleotide messenger RNA. RefSeq names its product wall-associated receptor kinase-like 1. The transcript is spliced from 3 exons. The record is from RefSeq and is a predicted model, not a curated record. Lineage: Eukaryota; Viridiplantae; Streptophyta; Magnoliopsida; Ranunculales; Papaveraceae. The coding region runs from base 108 to 2390 and encodes 760 amino acids. Gene Ontology annotation, cellular component: plasma membrane. Gene Ontology annotation, biological process: protein phosphorylation; cell surface receptor signaling pathway. Gene Ontology annotation, molecular function: protein serine/threonine kinase activity; calcium ion binding; ATP binding.